AAGAGACCACAAGUAACUUCUCUGUUAUUAAUAAUUCUAACUGUUUAGCGAGAAAAUCAAAAUUUUAUUUCAUUAUUCUUAGCAACAUACUUAAUUUUCCUCUUUUGUUUAAACUGUUUUCAUAAAAUAAAGUUGUGUCCAGUAUAAUUUUACUAGUAAGUGUAAGCCAGGUCCUGCAGCACUCCUGUAUGAUUUGAUUCUAAAUGAAAAAAAAUUAUCCAACGUAAGAUUGCUCGUUGUCUCCGCACAUUUGGCACGUAGCGAUUUGAAGAAGCGAAGACUUUCUGGGGUCAUCAUUCCCGUACAGAAGGCGAAAUAUCUCUCACCAAACGAUUCAAAGUAUGGCAACUCAGUUGAAGAGCGGUUACAUGCUUAAACAUAAAAAGCGUAUUUUUGGCAAAGACUGGAGAGAAGAAUACGUUGUACUCUUCAGUGACAGCACUAUCAUGUGGUUUAAAGACAAGGGGAAGAUGGAACCAGAAGGAAGUGUCAUCAUUAAAAACGCACCUGACCUAAUGGCUUAUGGUCAUUUCACAGCUCGAGUUCCAAAAAGACCUAUCCUCCCAAAUGGAUUCAAAACCUCUCAGCUGAUAGCGUUUGGAACCAGAGAAAAAGAUACGGUGUACUGGUUUCUCUGUGAAAGUGAAGAGGAUGUAAUGUCCUGGAUGACUAUAAUAAGUAAUCUGUUGCCUCCACCCCCACCUCCGGUAAGACCAUCCUCUCAGUUACCUAGCAACGGUUGCGAAGGAUGCAGCAGAAAUAGGUUCUUGCCCUCUAGUGGUUUAUCUCAACAGCAAUCAGACACCACCAUCAACGUUUCCACUUCAGAUCGCUGUAACGAUGAUGAUCUUGCCAUGAGCUUAUUUCUUGGAACCACCAUGGGGUGGGGUUUAGGAUUGGGUUGGUGUGGAGAGUGGGGCUGGGCUAGUGGUUGUCACGACAUUGGAAAUCAAUGGUAUAAUAACGGAGAUCAUAAUUUUACUAAUAACCAAAGUGGUAUCUAUCAUGAGUCGAUUGGAAUCAAUGAUGAUGCUUACGAUACUGGUGGACUCGAUUCCACAGAUUUUGAUAUGUGCGCAGAUUUUGGCGCAUUUUGAAAAUAAAAGUUAUGGCACGAUUGUAUCACAAGGAUUGUGUUUGAAUAGGUUCAUUACUGUCCACUACAUGAUUAGGAAUGAUGGACAAUGAUUCAUGAAAAUGUUUCUAACAAUAGGAAUAGUGUGCCAUUUCACUGGUCUAUUGGAAUAAGUCGAAAUAUUUUACUGUUAACGAUAUAAUUUAGAACUAAACCUCACAGAUAACCAUUCCUCAUUAAAAACCGUACUUAUUAUUUGUUAGAUUUCAUAAGGGUUGAAAAGAAAUUUCUUAUAUAUCUACCAAAUGUUAAUUGUUAUGCAGUCUACCAAUUCCCUUGAAUAGUAUCGAGAAGGAAGAAAAGGCGAAUUUUGUAAAUUAUAAAUAUAUAAGUAUUAUUUCCAUGAGUUUCUAGUGACUUUCAAGGUGUCUUAGUGACUAAGAAUAGAACUGAAUAAUAAACAGUGUGUAAUGAUAUUAAUGCCUUAGUGCUUCGUAUCACACCCUUGGUAGAAGUCAUAGUAAUCUACUUCUUAAUCCCUUGGUAAUUUGCACUUUUCACUUAGACUAACUGACACUUUGACACACCGCGUUUUGGAUAGAAAUAGAUUGUAACGUGUAUUUUGUUCGUUACUUGUACACUUGUUAAAAUGAACAUGUGAAGUCUUAGUGCUAUUGCUUACGUUUAUGGAGUAACAACUGUAGCUGUUCCUUUAGAAGAAAAUCUUAUCAGUUCAUUAAUGUAGUAGCUGAUCGUAACUUUUAUAGAAUAGCUAGUAAGUUACAUUAUUUCUUUUAUACAGCUAGGACAUGUAUGAUAACGUACAUUUUGCUCCCACAGAAUUAAUACGAAAUUUCUUGUAUAAAUUGUUUGAGACAAAACUUUUGAAUACGCGAGUGUUCUUUGUGCAUGUCACUUUCAUAAAGUGGCAAAAUAUUUGUGCGUUUAUACAAUAUCUAUAAAAACUUGAUAGUCAAGAUUAUAUAUAAAUAUCUAGAUACAUUUAUACUAAUAUAACUUUGGCAUACCGCAUUGAAUCUUAAUUUGUUGUUAGAUGAUGUGUUUUGUAGAUUACAACAGAACUAGAUAUUUUGUCAGGUGUAACAUUAAUGUAAGAUUUGAAAUGCAUGUUGAUGUUCGAGCGGUGACAAGUGUUUAGUUAGUAAUGUGUGUUACUAUGUUUAACAGAUAAGAAAUGAAUUUCCUUACAAAGUAGGGGAACAGAAAAAAAAAGACUAUUGUUAACUCCAGCGUUUCAAUAAAAAAAGUUGGCUAUCAGUUAACAGCUGAAACGAAAACUUUAUUAGUUUUAGUGUUUUAAAUACAAUAAACGUUGGUUAGCAGAUGAAAUGAUAAAUAAAAGUUAUUGGUCGCAGUGUCUUUAAUAAAGAAGUUAGUUCCCAGGUAAUAGUUGAAACAGAAAAAAUUAUUUGAUUUUGUAUUUUAAUAAAGAAGUUGGAUACCAGUUAACAGUUUAAAAAAUAACUGUUAUUGGUUCCACUGUUUUUAGUAAAGAAGUUGAUUGCCAGUUAAUAGUUGAAACAGAAAGAAAUAGCUGUUAUUAGUUCAGUGUUUUUUAUCAAGAAGUUGGCUACCAGUUAACAUUUUAAAUAAGAAUAACUGUCAUUGGUUCCAGUGUUUUUAAUAAAGUUGGCUACCAGUUAAAAGCUGAAAUGAAAA
Limulus polyphemus (Atlantic horseshoe crab) is the source of this 2755-nucleotide messenger RNA. RefSeq lists its product as uncharacterized. Gene Ontology annotation, biological process: regulation of cell differentiation. Gene Ontology annotation, cellular component: membrane. The transcript has 7 exons. Bases 342 to 1097 code for a protein of 251 amino acids. Lineage: Eukaryota; Metazoa; Arthropoda; Merostomata; Xiphosura; Limulidae. The record is from RefSeq and is a predicted model, not a curated record.